GCUGCGGAGACCACGCAGCUCCGUGUGUGUUUUGAUCAGUUGGGUUUUUGAUCCGUCUGUUGAAUGACCUGUGUUUGUUUCAACAAUCACAUCAGGAGGAAUCCAGCGAUCCGCUACUCUGUCCAGGAGAGUUGAGCCUGUGGAUGUCCGGCUGGCUGAGGGCCGCAGCGGCCCCGCUCAGAGGGGGGUCCCGCACUGUCAGCUGCUGCCCCUCCUCUCGUGUCCCCGGUGCUGAUGGGAGACGUCACGGGUCGCCCCGCUCUGAGGACGCCGACCCUCCCAUGGUCCUCAUCACAGGGGGACUAGGUCAACUCGGGGUGGGACUUGCCAAGUUGCUGAGGAGGCGGUUUGGCAAGAACAAUGUGAUUCUCUCAGACAUCAAGAAGCCUCCCGACAAUGUGUAUCACAGUGACGUCCUGGACCAUAAGAACCUGCGUGAGAUUGUCGUGAACAACAACGUCAGCUGGCUGGUGCACUACUCCGCUGUCCUGUCGGCUGUGGGGGAGAGCAACGUCACACUGGCCCGGGACGUCAAUAUCACUGGGUUCCACAACGUCCUGGACAUGGCCCUGGAGCACGACCUGCGUGUGUUUGUCCCCAGCACCAUCAGGGCCUUCGGGCCCUCCUCCCCCCGGGACCCCGCUCCUGAACUCUGCGUGCAGAGACCCCGCACCAUUUAUGGUGUGGCCAAGGUGCACGCAGAGCUCAUGGGGGAGUAUUAUCAUCACCAGUACGGACUGGACUUCCGCUGUCUCCGGUACCCGGGUAUCAUCUCUGCUGACUCCCAGCCCGGGGGCGGCACCACUGAUUACGCCGUCCAGAUUUUCCACUCCGCCGUCAAGAGUGGCCAUUUUGAGUGCAACCUGCGCAGCGACACGCGGCUGUCCAUGAUGUAUAUAGACGACUGUCUGAGGGCCACGCUGCAGGUCCUGGAGGCCCCGGCCAGCUCGCUGCCCACCCGCACCUACAACAUCAACGCCCUGAGCUUCACCCCCAGAGACCUCACCCAGGAGAUUCGCAAGGUGCUGCCUGACCUGAGGGUCUCCUACAGGGUGGACCCCCUCCGACAGGCCAUCGUGAGACCCAAUAGACCCCUAGACCAGGCAUGGCGCCAGGAUUCCAGUAGUGGAUUGGCCAGACCAAUUGUGGGUGGUUCUUAAGUCAAAAACGUUAUCAAAUCCUUGUUUAACCUAAUACAAAUGACUGACUAAUAUACUGUCAUAUUAUCUGUGCAUUAUAGCUUGAUGCUCUUUAAAUAUUUUGUUGCAUUGUAAAAAGUUUCAGUGCAUAAGACGGACCUAUCCGCGAUCGCUCCUUAGGCCUUUUUACACUGCCAAGCCGGUUCGGUCGCGGCUUGGAACGAACAAAUGUUCCUCUGCGUCUUUCUCGUAGAUCGCACCAUCCUUCAACGUCAUUGUUAAAUGUGACUGCAUCACCUUCUCUCCCAUGAUGGUCAGCAGCUCGCGGAUUUCACCUUCUCUCCAGUUAAAACUGCUCAUGUUGAUAUCGCUGCGUUAUUGUCUCUAGAGACAACGCAGCGAUACCCAAGCCCCCGCAACCCCUCUUGUACCCCUCUCCAUUAAGCACCAUACCUGGCUGUGCUUUACUACACUCUAUAGAUUCAAGGCCUGUAGACUGUAAAAGUGGUCAGGAAUCUAAUAUUUCCCACAAGGUUUAGUAAGGCUCGUAUCACAUGAGGCCGACUAUUUCAGAAUUCUGUUUAAUUGUUUUAAGUUUUCAACAAUAUUUCGAUAUCAUUAGCAACAGACUGAGCUUGGCUUAUUACACAAAGAAGAUGCAUUCAAUUGUAGCCUAGGCUACUACGAGAUACUAACUAAUACUAUAGCCUACCGCGAUUUCACGGUCGUCCACAAAGAUAACAGCCCUUUAACGCAAAUCUGAUCAAGUAUCAAUAUCAACAAAGAUUGCUGCAUUGCAAAGAUAAAGCAUUUCACAAUAUAUAUAUUUUUUUUCAAGAAAAGUUUUGGGUGGGCCUGUUAAACAGUGGAUGGUCCUAGGUCCGUCAGGCCCACCCAUAACGCUGUGCCUGCCCUAGACUGUCCUCAAGACUGGGGUUGAGUCUGUAUUGGGCUGUAGGGGGAUGGAUGGAUGAUUGCUGAGUGGAUGGAUGGAAGGUUUAGAGGACGAUUUAGUUGAUAUGUAUGUUGAUGAGUGGAAUGGAUGGUAAUUGAUUGUAUCGGAAGAUGAUGGAUGGAUGAUGAGUAGAUGGAUGGAUGAUGGAUGGAUGGAUGGAGAAGGAUAGCUAGGUGAUUGAAUGUAUAUUGGAUGCGUGGAUAGAUGGAUGGAGUAGGGAGGGGGGGUAAAUAAAAUGUUAUUUUUUCAAUUCAUCAAUAUCCUUUUUCUAUAAUGCAAGUCAUUUGAUAUGUCUAUUAAAUUUCAUUGAAUAGAUUAAAAUGAAAUUUAAUUUAAUAGAUUUCAGAUCCCUGAUAAGUCCAAACUGACUCUUUAUGAUAUCCUUCGUCCGUUAGCCGAGAGCUGGCCAAUGGCGUUGGAGGACAGCACGGAAAGGCGGGACUGGGGCUGGAAGCAUGACUACGGCUUGCUUGAGUUGGUACAGGCC
Messenger RNA from Gadus chalcogrammus (walleye pollock), 2581 nucleotides. Its product is annotated as L-threonine 3-dehydrogenase, mitochondrial-like. Bases 144 to 1160 code for a protein of 338 amino acids. Gene Ontology annotation, molecular function: L-threonine 3-dehydrogenase activity. Gene Ontology annotation, biological process: L-threonine catabolic process. The record is from RefSeq and is a predicted model, not a curated record. Lineage: Eukaryota; Metazoa; Chordata; Actinopteri; Gadiformes; Gadidae. The transcript is spliced from 9 exons.